UCCGCCCCUGGCUCGCGUGAGCUGGGUGUUUCCUGCCUCUCUCAGUCCGGGUGUGGAGACUCCGGCGUCCUCCGGCUUUUCAUGGAAGAGAUGUCAGGAGAAAGUGUGGUGAGCUCAGCGGUGCCAGCGGCUGCCACCCGCACCACUUCCUUCAAGGGCACAAGCCCCAGCUCCAAGUAUGUGAAGCUGAACGUGGGUGGGGCCCUCUACUACACCACCAUGCAGACGCUGACCAAGCAGGACACCAUGCUGAAGGCCAUGUUCAGUGGGCGCAUGGAGGUGCUCACCGACAGUGAAGGCUGGAUCCUCAUUGACCGCUGUGGGAAGCACUUUGGUACCAUACUCAACUACCUUCGUGAUGGGGCGGUUCCCUUGCCUGAGAGCCGCCGGGAGAUGGAGGAACUGCUGGCAGAGGCCAAGUACUACCUGGUCCAGGGGCUGCUGGAGGAGUGCCAGGCGGCCCUGCAACAGAACAAAGACACGUACGAGCCUUUCUGCAAGGUUCCCGUCAUCACCUCAUCCAAGGAAGAGCAAAAGCUCAUAGCGACGUCAAAUAAGCCAGCUGUGAAGUUGCUGUACAACAGAAGUAACAACAAAUACUCGUAUACCAGCAAUUCUGAUGACAACAUGUUGAAAAACAUCGAACUGUUUGAUAAGCUGUCUCUGCGCUUUAACGGGCGGGUCCUCUUCAUAAAGGACGUCAUUGGGGAUGAAAUCUGCUGCUGGUCCUUCUACGGUCAGGGCCGCAAGAUUGCUGAAGUCUGUUGCACCUCCAUCGUCUACGCCACCGAGAAGAAACAGACCAAGGUGGAGUUCCCUGAGGCCAGAAUUUACGAGGAGACCCUGAAUAUUUUGCUGUAUGAGGCCCAGGACGGCCGGGGACCUGACAAUGCUCUCCUGGAGGCCACGGGCGGGGCCGCCGGGCGCUCCCACCAUUUGGACGAGGAUGAGGAGCGAGAGCGGGAGCGGAUUGAGCGCGUGCGACGGAUCCACAUCAAGCGCCCCGACGACCGGGCCCACCUGCACCAGUGAGCAGGCAAGCGGACCCCGCCACCCUCCCCACCCUCCCCGCCUCGCUCAGAUCCUGCCCCUGGAGUCUGCGGAUACUUUUGUAACAAACCGGAUGAUAUUUUGCUAUUUCUCGACCAGGUGACCUGAUUCUGUCUUAACCCAGGCAUCUGCACCUUUAUUGUUGAACAGCCCGUUUCUAAUGCCUCUAUUUUCCGUGAGGAAGCAGGACUCUGGGCCAGGCCCUCUGAGUUCUCGGAGGAGUGCGAGUGCGUGUGCGUGCCUGCCUGCCUGCCGUGAGAACUGUUGUCUGCAGUAUUUAUUUGUGGGUGUUCUGGCCUCCGAGUUCUUGCGGUCCGACGGUUCUGAGAGGUUCUGCAGCCGGCGAUGCCAGGCAGAGGUGUCUGGGAGCCGCCCGCUUCCUGACCUGUGACCCCCCCCCAGCCUGGCUCCUGUGCGUUGUGACCGAGCACAAAGCCCCAGAGCUGCGCUACAAGCCUGCCCUGCAGUGUGUGUGCCUGGAGCGGGCAGCAGUGGGAAUAGGACCCCAGGAGCUUCGUGCGUCCACACUGCUGUCCUGAGGGCAAAGCCUGGUAUAAGGAGCAAACCUUUCACUGCCGUGACUGGGCUCUGGUCUGGUGAUGGCUGGGCCGCGUCCUCGUCCCGCCCCAUCUGGCCCGGAGCUGAGCUCUCCCUGACGGUGAGGGCCAAACUCCCUUCCCAGCUCCGUGCUCCCUCCAGCCACGUUCCUGUUAAUCCACCCAUUCCAGGCGGAGCUCCAAACUGCUGCUCCUCCAAGGCUGCUCCUUCCCUGUUGCGCUGGGCUUACUGCCCCAAGGGGACCCCCACUCACACCACCUGCCCCCGGGGAGCCCCUUCUCGUGUUGGAGUUUUGUGCAGAAUAGAGUGGCCUCCAGGGAGCAGGUUGAGAGGGUGUGUGCAGAUACCUUUGGGUCUGGUUAGCGUUCAUGUUUGUGUCUGUUUAGGGGAUGUGUGUGACUGUGGGUGGGAUGUGUGCUCUGGGCACCGGCAGCCUGCGCUGGAGCUCGGUGUUGGCACGGUGCCGUGUCGGACGGAUGUUCUCAGUGACCUACCUCCCAGCUUCCUCUGCGCGUGCGGAGCAGCAGAAGCGCGUCGUGACUGGUAUGGGUGGUUGAGACUAGAUGAGGUAGAGCAGUUAGAGGGCCAUGUGAGUGUGAGCGUGUGCCAGGUCGUGGAUGGGUUCUGUCUGCUUCCCAAGGGAAUUGUGACUAUUUAUACCAAAGGUAUUAACGUGGGCAGCCUUUGACACCCUGUAAGGCCCAAACUGUUGAUGUGUGGAACGGUUCUUACAGCGGGGACUUUGUUGGCGCUGCCCUCCCUGUGACAAUUGGACGCCUCUAUUUUGUACCCAGCAGCAGAGCGUGCAAUCAUGACUGAAGCUGCAGAUCACUUACGGGGUAUUUGCUUUUUAACCUGUUACAGGAGAAACUUUUCUACAAGGCCAUUUGGGUUUUAUUAAGUGCUAAGGAAAGGGGGCUUACAAAACUGUUUCGUAAAUAUUUUCUACUGUUUAAGUUCUGAACACCAGCCCUGCCGUUUGGGUUGAAUUUUUGUAGAAAGUCAAAGUGGAUGUCAGUUCUGUUUUGUGUAGGAAAAGAAAAGCCAUUGUGUACAUUCUAGUUUUUCAGUGUUUGUAUCGAGAGUAAGUUUGUGGACAAUCUGAUCUGUUUGGCUUUUAUUCCUUGUGGCUUCACAUUUUGGGCAGCUCGCUCCACCUUCACGUCUCCGGUUUUUGUCUCUGGCCUCCCUGGGACGUGAACAGGUUUGUAAAACAUUCCAUGGUGAACGAUACUGCGAAGCUGCAUCUGGCCUGGUGCCGACAGCAGCCACUGGUGGCUGGUCCAAGUUCUGCAAUCCAGUGUACCGCAAAAGGAUUCGAUUCUUCUCACGCCAGCACUAAGAGCAGAAGUUACUGUUCCUAUUUAAGAGCCGUCCAAGUAAAACACUGGUCUGAGAUUUUGGUAAAGAGUAAGCUUUUAUUGCAUUGUGAUAGCUUCCAGUGAAAAAAAAAAAAAAAAAAGAAACAGCUUUUGAUCUGAUCUACACAAGUUCCGUUUGCUUGGAAUAAGUCUUCCGAUUCCUGGCUUUCGGGCUCCACCAAAGUCACCGUAGCGCAUCUUUGUGUCAUUUCCCUCUGUCCCUGCACUAGUCACUGUCUGUGUACGAGCAUCGUGGACGUAUGUAAAAUAAAAGCGACGUGCUGCUUC
Lepus europaeus (European hare) is the source of this 3257-nucleotide messenger RNA. It is a transcript of the gene KCTD10, whose product is annotated as potassium channel tetramerization domain containing 10. Lineage: Eukaryota; Metazoa; Chordata; Mammalia; Lagomorpha; Leporidae. Gene Ontology annotation, cellular component: Cul3-RING ubiquitin ligase complex. The transcript has 7 exons. Gene Ontology annotation, biological process: protein ubiquitination; protein homooligomerization; proteasome-mediated ubiquitin-dependent protein catabolic process. The coding region runs from base 82 to 1032 and encodes 316 amino acids. Gene Ontology annotation, molecular function: ubiquitin-protein transferase activity; protein binding. The record is from RefSeq and is a predicted model, not a curated record.